This is a messenger RNA of Nerophis lumbriciformis (worm pipefish), 5792 nucleotides long. RefSeq names its product ST6 (alpha-N-acetyl-neuraminyl-2,3-beta-galactosyl-1,3)-N-acetylgalactosaminide alpha-2,6-sialyltransferase 4 (gene st6galnac4). The record is from RefSeq and is a predicted model, not a curated record. Gene Ontology annotation, molecular function: alpha-N-acetylgalactosaminide alpha-2,6-sialyltransferase activity. Gene Ontology annotation, biological process: oligosaccharide metabolic process; ganglioside biosynthetic process. NCBI's taxonomy places the organism in Eukaryota, Metazoa, Chordata, Actinopteri, Syngnathiformes, Syngnathidae.
UAUGCCUUUGUUAUCGUAAACGACUGGACCGGAUGUUCGGUUCUGGUAUUAGGGAAAAGUCCCGAGUGCGUGACCGGGUCAGCUAUGUCGUGAAGGCGCAAGACAUACUUGACAUUGGCGCUUGUAGUCUUUGGGACAUGGACUGGGCGGAAAUGCCUGGUUAAAUUAUUGGACAAACAUAACGGAACCGAGAAAAGGCGUUGCCAUGACUUUCAGAAGAUGCUUUGGAGACUGGAAAAACGAGUCCUGCCAGGGCUUGUCCCUGAUACGCUGACGUCAUGAACUCGAUGACGCUUCGAUGGCUUUGCUUGCUCAGCAUAAGCCUCCCUGUCCUGUUCUGGUUCGGACAUGUGAUCACACGGGAGGGUUCAGCCCGCGUCGCGAAGCAAAGUGUUGGGCUACGGGGAUACGUGAGGGUCAGCCCGGACACCGCGGAGCAGUUCUUGAACGUGCACUUCAACCAGUGUGCCUUAGUUUCCAGUUCCGGCCAGAUGCUCGGAGCGGGCCUGGGCGCCGACAUCGACAAAAUCCAGUGCGUGAUCCGCAUGAACAACGCUCCCACCCUGGGCUACGAGAAGGACGUGGGCAGCCGGACCAGCGUGCGGGUGGUGUCCCACACCAGCGCCCCGCACCUGGUGAAGAACCAGCGCUACUACUUUGAAGAGGCAGCCAACACCACAUACGUGUUCUGGGGUCCGCAGAGGAACAUGAGGACAGACGGGAAAGGUGGCGUCUUCAACGCUCUCCUGAGGAUAGCAAAGAAGUAUCCCGAUGUCCGAAUGUACGCCAUGACGCAGGAAAGAGUGGCGCACUGCGACCAAAUCUUUCAGAAUGAAACCGGAAAGAACAGGUUGAAGUCGGGAGCGUAUCUCAGCACAGGAUUCUUCACGAUGAUUCUCGCUAUGGAAAUGUGCGACAGCAUCCGCGUGUACGGCAUGAUCAACACCGACUUCUGCAGUGGAACCAAUCACAGCGCGGCCUCCUACCAUUACUACGAGCGGGGCAAGAUGAACGAAUGCCGCAUGUACAGAAUGCACGAGCGAACGCAGCACGGCGGACACCGCUUCAUCACGGAGAAAGCCAUUUACGCCAAGUGGGCCUCGCGUCACAAGAUGGAGUUUAAACAUCCUUCUUGGAAUAUUUCCAACUUAAAACUACCCUGACUCGCUUCGGUGGAUUUCCGGAGCAGGAAGUUGUCAUAAAGCACCACCCUGACGAUCACUUAAAUUACAGACAAAGCUGAAAUGUACACUUAUUUGUUUGAAGAGAUGAGCCUUUCUUAACUAAUAUUUUGCACAAUUUACUGCUGCUUUUUUCCUAAAUAUUAAUGUUCUUAGACUUUAUAGUGCAACAGGGAGUGGACUUUCAUGCCAUGAUGGGUGUUGUUGUAAUGUUAUAUGAGCAUUUCACAGGAAUACAGUCUAGUGUCUGUCUAACGAGAUCAAAUACUCAAGUUAUUUAUUGAGCCUAAAAAGAGCCCAAUUUUACUGAAGUAUAAAACCAGUCCGAUGGGGGCGUUAUAAAGAAAUAUUGAAGGAUAAGGAGGCUAAGGGGGGCAAAAAAUAAGAUUAAUUUAGCAAAGAUUAGGGUUAGCUUUGAUACAUUUUGUACUUUAACAAUGCAGAAAGCAAUCCAAUGGAGGUCAAUAUAUGCUUUGUGUUAUAGCUGACAAAGCAAAUUAGUGUAAUGUCUAAUAAUUAGGGCUGUCAAAUAUAUUUAAUCGCGAUUAAUCAAAUUUACCGUAGUAAUUAAUCGGGGAUAUACAUUUUUUAAUCUUUCAAAAUAGUGCCUUAGAUCAGGGGUUCUUAACUUUUUGGACCCUGGGACCCACUGAAUGAGUAAUCCUAAUCUUGAUUUGAAUCAUAUAUUAUUAUAUUAUAUCUAACCUACUUACAGUUUACAACCUUGUCAAAUGAUUUGAAGCUAUGUGGUAAUUACCUAAAUUAUUAUCAAGGCUUAGGUCAGGCUGAUUACAAAAAUAAGUACUAAUCAAACAUACAGGACUCUUAAAACGGAUGAAAAAUACAAUUACGCAGUGCCGAAAUGAAUACAUUCCAACUAAAUUGGUAAUGAAUAAUAAUAACACGUUUCAUAACUAAAUUCUUAAUACAAUUAAAGUGCAAAUGAAAAUACAGCUUUAGCACUUCAGUCAUAAUUUUUGCACUUAAGAAACUUCUCUCUGACUUUAGCGCCAGACUUCUUCUGUUUGUUUGUCAUUACUGCCUCAAGUGGUGGAAAAAUGUAUUACAACUGAGUACCGCAUACUGCUGAGAAACAUAUCACGGCCCAAAAAUGGACCCUGGCCUUAUGGUUAAGAAACUCUGCACUAGGUGAUUAUUAAGUUUCUAAUACCAUCACCAUGGCACUGGACACUUUGUGUUCUGCAAAUGUUAGUUCAAUAAACAUGCUUUUUUAAACAGCUCAACACAAAAUGGAAACAUACUGUCUCACUAUUUAAAAAAACAGUUUUGGGAGGCUACUCUUUUUUUCUUUUUCUGUUUCUGCUCUGCGUUUGUCCCUGUUCGUUGCUGCGGCGCAGGUGAGUUUUCCCGCAUUUACGGUGUGGGGACACAACAAAUUGGGAAAUGACCGUUUACUCCCUAUUGGGAUUGAAAGUGUGGCGUGGAAAGCCAUUGCAUUGUGGGUCUUGCUUGACUCUGAGUAGCUUAUGGCUGAAUACAAGACUCCGUGCUUAGGUUUUGUUUUUUCAAGUUCAAAACAACUCGCAAACGUGGGCAUCAUUAACAAUCGCUUCAGGAAAAAAGAGUUUUGGCGAGGUUUUUUUUCCUCAUUUCUUGCGUAAAAGCAAAGCCGAAGGAGGUCGGGUUAUGAAGCUAAUAAAGAGACGUGAGACGAUCAAACAUGACUUUUAACGCCGUCACCUGGUACAGGUUGGUGUUUAUGGCAUUUUCACACUGGUAAGUUUGAAUCAAAGCAUGUUUUGUUCUGUUGCACACUUCGCAUUUAGUAAGAUGUUAGCGUUAGCUAAACUAAGCUAAGCUAGCUGCGGGUUACAAACAACAUACAGUAUUUGGGAAAAAUACCCCUAAACUUUAAAUAUAUUUCCCACAUUAAUGCACAGUGUAUUUCACACUUGAAAUAAAUUAAGUUUGAAACAGAUUUUUCCAGAAGACACCACACAGUGACAAGUUUACCUCUGAAAGACAACAUAUAAUUUUACACAAACCCAAAGUUGGUUUGUCUGUGAGCUUUUAGAGACUAGGGCUGUAUAAAAACUGACUGGGUUGACAAUCGAGAUACAGGACAUGUCGGCAGCUUGCUCAAAUCUUGUCUAUUGAACACACUCAUAUUGAUCAGUUCCACCAAUAGUACCGGUACUUAUUUUUUAAGACGGCGAGCCUUUGGAACAGGAUCCAGUUUGUUUCGGUACAGUCCCUUGAGUUUUUACAUUCGCACGAUCCAUUUGAAUCCAGUUUGUUGCUCUCUCUCACAAUGCCGCUGGUUGAGUACAGCCAUGUAAACAAACACUUUGUCCAGCCCCCACAAUGCAUUGAGAGCCCUAUUAUCACGUUAACUUUGACAGCCCUACUAAUAAUGUAUGUCAUUGAUAAUACAUUAUUUUUCUAAAUAUGUCAUGGGCCAAUUAAAAGAAACAAGCUGCAUGUACCAUGCCUACUUUGCUUCUUGUUUACAUUCAAUACGUUGCAAAAAGCUUGUUUUGUGACCCUAAAGCAGUGGUUCUUAACCUUGUUGGAGGUAUAGAACCCCACCAGUUUCAUAUGCGCAUUCACCGAACCCUUCUUUAGUGAAAAAUACAAUUGUUUUUUUUUUCAAAUUCAAGACAAAGUUAUAUGUUUUUGGUAACACUUUAGUAUGGGGAACAUAUUCUAAGUAACAAAGACUUAAUUUAGAGUUAUUUGGACACUAGGGGAACAUAUUCUAAGUAAUAAAGACUUAAUUUAGAGUUAUUUGGUUAGGGUCAGGGUUAGAGGGUUAGGGUUAUAAUAAGGCCAUGCCGAAUAAGGCAUUACUAAGUACUUAAUAAUGACUAGUUAAGAGUCAUUAUGUUGCCAAUUUGCAUGUUAAUAAGCAACUAAUUAAUGGUGAAUAUGUUCCCCAUACUAAAGUGUUACCAUGUUUUUUUACUGGUGCACAAAAUGAACCGUGCAUGAACAUCACCUUGUUCAAACAACAAAACCAACACAGUGCAUAAACUCACAACAAAUUACACACCUGCAAACCAGUCUGCUGUUGCCGUAUCCGUAAUACGCCGAUAGGGAGAAGUUUUUAUUUACACGAUGAGUCGGGUGUGUUUUGACCUCCGCCGAACCCCUGAGGCCGACUCACCGAACCCCUAGGGUUCGAUCGAACCCAGGUUAAGAACCACUGCCCUAAAGACUAUCAAAGUAUUUGUAAUUUGUACAACUACACUCUACUUUCUAUUUUGUUUUGAACAGAACUAAAAAAAAAAGGCUAGGUAGAGUGUCAUUAUUGGUCAUAUUAAGAAGGUGUGCGGAUUAUGUGCGUGUUUGUCGUAUGAGUUUGGGCUGAGGAGGUCAGAGCACGGUAAAAGAAAUGGUUUAGCAUCCAUCCAUCCAUCCAUUUUCUACCGCUUAUUCCCUUUGGGGUCGCGGGGGGCGCUGGAGCCUAUCUCAGCUACAAUCGGGCGGAAGGCAGGGUACACCCUGGACAAGUCGCCACCUCAUCGCAGGGCCAACACAGAUAGACAGACAACAUUCACACUCACAUCCACACACUAGGGCCAAUUUAGUGUUGCCAAUCAACUUAUCCCCAGGUGCAUGUCUUUGGAGCAUAAAAAAGAAAAAAAAUCAAAUCCCAUCUGAACUAUAAACAAAAUAAACAGAUAAAUGUUUAUGUAUAAUUUUGCAAUGCAACUGUGAGUAGCAGGUGACAGAAAGCGGCCACAACAGAGAAAACAAUGUUCAUCAACACUUAAAUGAUUACGUCUCUAGUCUAGAGACGCUUUAAAAUUCCAUCCAUCACAUUAUUGAGUAAAACUGUUUGUCGGCCGUAACCACAACACAAACAUAGCAACACUUGUCAUUGUCUGCCGUACAAACCGGGCUUAAACCAACUCUUUGUCAUCUGUUGUAUCGAUAGCAGCCGUUCUCUCUCUCUCAUUUGCACCAAUGCACGCACUCCACAUUUCGCCAGUGAUGCAUUUACGGCUACCCAAAAAGUCGGAUAACGCCAACACCACACAACGUUUCAAUUCCAGAUCGUUACACUAUGACUCCCCAAACAGAAGUGCUUUUUCUACUGUCAUUUAUUAAGAAUGUUCAUUUGUCGUAUGAAUAUUAAUCAUGGAAUGCUGUUACUAGUGAAGUGAAUUAAUUAACUCGUAUCAUGUUUUGAACAUGGUGAAUGAUUUUAUUCAUCUGGGAGAAAGCAAACCACCAGUUGUAAAUGGUAGGUAUUUCAGUUUGGGCACAAACAACAUAAGGCCCAUUAGUACUGACAUUCGUGUGUGAAUUGGAUUAGUUCUCACGGAAGAAAAGGCAAUAAAAUUGGACCUUGGUAUGCAAAGGUCGAUCCGUGAGAAGAGACUACAUGUUUAGCUCAAUGACAGCAUCUAUGAUACCACCUUCAUCUGUUGUCUUUCCAGACACUUACACACAAACUACUACUUUUAUGGUCAGGGUGGGCUGUCCUGAUUUAGCACACGCCCAGAGACAGAAAGGAUGAAUAUAAAACGGAUGGUUUGGCUUCUCCAAGUUAGGAGUGCUUAAUUUUUUACCUGACCUCCUCCAGGAACUGCAGUCCUGUAUAAUGACACUCGCUUGUAAUAAAGCAACUUUUGGUUCAGUAAA